AUGGGAUAUGUCUUCCGUGAGUGUCUGCUUGCACCUUACAACUUUGGCAUUCCCAACGAUCGACUUCGGUACUUUUUGAUGGCUCGCUUGCGAUCCAGCUUUGAUAUUUCCACAUCAGCGACACCAACAACCCAGGACAACACAGAUCCGAAGCCGGUGAAGUUUGACCCGGAGACCGAGAUCAUUUACACUUCGUGGCCACUUCCAGCAUUUGUCGAGGACCCACGGAAGAAUCAUCAGCAACAUACUUUCAUUAUACCAGAGCUGCAAAAGUUCAUGGACGAGAAUGAAAAGGAUGGAAAGGACUAUCACUUGUCGCGCCAAUUGAUCCUGGAGAGGCCAAACUUUCGAUUCGACAUCUUGCAACCAUCCUCGACCAGAUCAGCGUGCUUCACAAAGGCUUACGGCAGCCACCAUGUCGCUGGUGGCGGUAGUUUGCUUCAGACUCAAAAGAUGGACCAACAGGAAUACGACUAUAGCAACUCAGAAUCCAUUGCAGAUCUUGGGCUUCGGUUCUUGACACCAACAGAGGUUGCCCGGAUACACGUUUUCCCCUUGGACGAGAAGCAUGGAUCACAUGACCCCUUUGAGAGCACAAGCACCACAGACAAUAUCGAGUCAGGAUCACCGUCAGGACACAGUUCAGGAGAUUCAUUGACAACGGUCCGUCCUUUCAAUCCUCGCUUGGCUCAGGGACCAGAGGGACCUUUCCUGCGGUUCCCGGACAAGUUGAAGGCCCUUCAGCGAUACAAGUUGCUUGGAAACAGUCUGAACGUGUGGGUUGUUGCGGAGCUGCUCAGGGGAGUGCUGUUUGCCGAUCACCCAGGCACUCCUCGGCUGGAAUAUCAACUUGCUGAUGAUAGUGACAAUGAGAGCAACACCGCGAAGUCAGCAGCAGGAUCAAGCAAUAAUGCCGAGAGCUCAAAUGGAGGCAAGCAUGAUAUUACUAAGUCAGAGGAAGGAGUGAGCGACAAGACACAAGAUGACCUACAAGAAGACGAGUCUGCCAGGGAAGCCAAGCGUGCCCGUGUUGAUUGA
Molecule: messenger RNA, 1038 nt
Organism: Linnemannia hyalina
Lineage: Eukaryota; Fungi; Mortierellomycota; Mortierellomycetes; Mortierellales; Mortierellaceae
Source: the annotation of a GenBank genome assembly